AUGGCGAGACUCGCCGUACCAGUUAGCGGAUCAACAGUCUGGACCACUAACAAUGGGUACCAGAAGGAAGCGUCAGAGGCCACUCUGGGGGGCCGUCUGGUGGAGACCCUUUUCUCAAGCGGCUCUUCUGCAGCACGAUCUCCGGAGAGGACCGCGCCAUUGCAGGAGGAGGUGGGGUGGUCUGCGCAGGCCCCCACGGACAACAGGCCCAUCCCGGGCUCACAAGGGAAGGCAUACACCUGGAUCGCCAGCACGCCUGAGAGGCACAACCUGAUACCCCACCCGGUCGCCAAGGGCCUGAUGAUCCUCCAGAGUGUGACCAACCGGGACCCCCAACAUAGGAAGGAGAAGCUGUUUGAAAGCCACCACAGCCCCAGCCAGUCUGCUCAGUCCACAGGCCACUGCGACUUUAAGACGAACGAACCUGAAAAUGGCUUCGUGUCCAAAAUGGAAGAGCUGAGAAGGGUGUUCUUCAUGCGACCUGGCUGCCCCCAAUUCAUCACCAGGGCCACAUCUGUGUCCCACGUAGGUUCAGCCACCAUGGUCGAUCUACCCAGGGACGUGUGCAUCAGCUCUGGGAACUGGAGGGUGACUGAGGACCCACUCUUGGACAGGCAGAGCUCAGACACAAGCGAGAAAGGUGAGGGGAACCCAAGUAAGAGUGCCUGUGAGCUGAGCUACCUGCGGAAGGGGAGGCAGCCCCCAACCCUGAGUCCCCUGAGUCCUGUCACCAGCAGCCCCAUGGUGCUCCAGAGCCAACAGGGAAGGAGGGUGCCCUGGUACAUCUCGGUCCUCCAGGAGAAGGAUCACUCCCUGCUCAUUCUGGGAGAGGAGAUCCAGCGCCUUUCGAAGCUGAAGACACUGGUUCAGAAGAAAGACCAGGAGAUCUCGGCGCUCCAAAAGGAGAGAGAGGCCCUGAAGAAGCAGCUGAAAACCCUCUUCAGAAGCAGAAGCCAAGAGGCAUCCACUGCUUUCCCCAGGAAGUCACCACCCCCACCCGACUUGGAGAGUCUGCUGUCCCCUUCCAGGAGGACAGCUGGGAUGGGGCAUUUUCCCAUUGUGGCUCACAGCAGUAUCCCACAGGAGUGGCCCUCAGAGGCUCCGCUGGAGCUGGGGAAGCUGAGAAUCCUGAAGGGCAUCUACAGAGAUAAGGAGGAGCUGCAGCCGUGGGUUCAGACACAAGAGGAGGAGUGUGACAUGACAGAGCAAGGCAAGGAGCCACAGCUGGAGCUGAGUGGGGAGGACCUGUGGGAGCUGCCAGAGGAAGAUGAGCAACCCAGGAGGAGGGUGUACUCUCUGACUGAGUCCUUUGAGGAGGAGCUGCUGGCCCAGCUGGAGGAGUAUGAGCACAUGCUGAUGGACUUCCAGAGCGAACUGGAGAUCACCAGGACCAGACACUCCCUUGCCACAGGAGCCAUCACGUCCUUACAGCGACAAGUGGAUUUCCAAGAAUCCCAGCAGCGAAAGGUCAACACAGAAAAUGAGAUGCUGCAGAAGGAGCUCCGGGAGCGAAAGCAGCAGAUCCAGGCCAUGUCUGACAAGUUCUCCAACCUCCGGGAGGAUAAGAAGCACCAGGAGAUGAUGGGGCUCAUCGAGAAGGAAAACCUCAUCCUCCGACAGAGAGUGUCAGACUUGGAGACAGAGCUCGCUGAAUGCAACCUUACCAUCACCCAACUGAACACCACUGUUGGCAAGCUGCAGGCACAGCUGGACCAGUGCCAGAACCACUUGCAGCGGUGGAAGCAGCUGCAGGAAGACCUGCAUAGCAGGAACGAGAUGAUCCAGCAAGCAGAGCAGCAGGCCCGAGUGGCCCUGGAGAGCGCCCAGUCCAGGCUCGAGAGACUGAGGAAUAAGGUCAUCCAGGCUGCCUUCAGUGUCACCGGAUUCAAGGCCAUGGCCACAGAAAUCUCCGACAACUGCAUCCUGGAUGCCUUGCAGAGGAUCAUCUCAGAGAGAGGUGACUACUAUAACCAGCUGAAGCAGAAAGGGGUCAAAGUGCCCCCCCUGCAGCAGUCCGACACUGUGCUGCCCAGCAAGUCCAAGAAGAUCACCACCAAGUAG
Molecule: messenger RNA, 2061 nt
Organism: Castor canadensis (American beaver)
Lineage: Eukaryota; Metazoa; Chordata; Mammalia; Rodentia; Castoridae
Source: RefSeq, a predicted model, not a curated record